This is a messenger RNA of Talaromyces atroroseus, 1251 nucleotides long. RefSeq lists its product as hypothetical. Lineage: Eukaryota; Fungi; Ascomycota; Eurotiomycetes; Eurotiales; Trichocomaceae. Gene Ontology annotation, molecular function: mRNA binding. The coding region runs from base 1 to 1251 and encodes 416 amino acids. The transcript has 4 exons. The record is from RefSeq and is a predicted model, not a curated record.
AUGUCCAAGUCAAAGUCUUCUACCAAGGCCGCCAAGCCUACCGACAAGGUUUUGUCCAAGGUUAAGGAUGCUGGUGUCACCAAGUCUUCGCAGUCUCCCAAGGCUAAGAGCAAGGAGAUUGCUCGUAAGCUGAAGGAGAAGGAGAAGAAGUCUGCUCCUAAGAAGAAGGAACCUACACCCAGCUCCGAUUCCGAGUCUGAGUCCGACUCUGAUGAGGAGAUGAAGAAUGCCUCCUCUUCCAGCGAGAAAUCUGAGGAAUCGGACUCUUCUGAAAGUGAGGAGGAGAAGGCUCCUGCUAAGGCUGCCGAGAAAACCGAUGCCAAGAAGGAAUCUGAGAGCUCCGAUUCCGAGUCUGACUCUGACGAUUCUUCUGACGAAUCCGAGGAGGAAAGCGACGAGAGCAAGGAGGCUCCUAAGAAGCGCAAGGCCGAGGAGGAACCUGCCGCCACUGCUAAAAAGGCAAAGACCGACGACGACAACUCUCCUAACCUCUUUGUCGGCAACCUUUCCUGGAACGUUGAUGAGGAGUGGCUUCGCCGUGAAUUCGAGGAGUUCGGUGAACUUGCGGGUGUUCGCAUCAUGACUGAACGGGACACUGGACGUUCUCGAGGAUUCGGCUAUGUUGAGUUCGCCGACGCUGCCGGCGCUAAGGCCGCUUACGAGGGCAAGAAAGACGCCGAGAUCGAUGGCCGUACCAUCAACCUUGACUACGCCAAACCCCGCGAUAACAACAACCAAGCUCCGAGAGAGAAGGCUCAGAACCGUGCCCGCUCAUUUGGCGACCAGACCAGCCCUGAGAGCAACACCCUCUUCGUUGGCAACCUUUCAUUUGGUGUUGACGAGAACGCUGUCCGUGAAGUGUUCCAGGAACAGGGAGAUAUCCGCGGCAUUCGCCUGCCCACUGAUCCCGAAUCAGGCCGUCCCAAGGGCUAUGGCUACGUCGAGUUCUCAUCUGUUGACGAGGCCCGCCAGGCCUUGACCGAUCUUCAAGGCACUGAGAUCGGUGGACGUUCUAUCCGCCUGGACUUCAGCACCCCUCGUGCCCAGGGAGACGGUGGUCGCGGUGGCCGCGGCGGCUUUGGUGGCCGUGGUGGUGGCCGCGGUGGUGAUCGCGGUGGUUUUGGUGGCCGUGGUGGUCGCGGUGGUCGUGGCGGCUUUGGCGGUCGUGGCCGCGGUGGUGCUACCGGCGCCAACACCACCAACCGUGGUGGAUUCGGCGACUUCUCUGGCAAGAAGGUUACAUUCGAUUAG